Messenger RNA from Haplochromis burtoni (Burton's mouthbrooder), 987 nucleotides. RefSeq names its product trace amine-associated receptor 13c-like. Gene Ontology annotation, molecular function: trace-amine receptor activity. Gene Ontology annotation, cellular component: membrane. The transcript is spliced from 2 exons. The record is from RefSeq and is a predicted model, not a curated record. Gene Ontology annotation, biological process: G protein-coupled receptor signaling pathway. Lineage: Eukaryota; Metazoa; Chordata; Actinopteri; Cichliformes; Cichlidae. Bases 1 to 987 code for a protein of 328 amino acids.
AUGGAGAUACAGAAAGGAGCUGAGCUCUGUUUUCCACAACUCCUCAACAUUUCCUGCAGGAAGCCGACGCUUCACUGGUCCAAAGCUGUGCUCCUGAACAUUGUCCUGUCCUGCAUCUCUCUGCUCACUGCUGCUCUAAACCUUCUCGUGAUCAUCUCAGUCUCCUACUUCAGGAAGCUUCACACACCCAGCAACAUCCUCCUACUCUCUCUUGCUGUCUCAGACUUUCUCAUGGGUCUCUUGCUGAUGCCAGCAGAAAUCCUUAGAAGCAUGACGUGCUGGGUACUUGGUGAUCUUAUGUGUUCUGUUUAUUUUUUUCUGACUGUAAACCUUACCUGUGCUUCAAUAGGGAACAUAGUUCUUAUAUCGAUUGACCGUUAUGUGGCUAUUUGUGACCCUCUGCAUUACUCCACAAGAAUUACUGUGGCAAGAGUCAAACUCAGUGUUUGUCUAUGUUGGUUUUAUUCAACUUUCUACUGCAGUCUUUAUACGCAAGAAAUGCUGAUUGAACCAGGCAGGUAUAAUUCCUGUUAUGGUGAGUGUGUGCUUGUCAUCAGUGAUUUUGCUGGAAUGGUUGACCUUAUUUUAUUUUUUAUUCUUCCAGUUAUUAUCAUCAUAGUUCUGUAUACAAGAGUAUUUGUGGUGGCUGUGUCUCAGGCUCGUGCCAUGCGCUCUCAUGUUACGGCUGUCACACUUCAGCGUUCAUUGAAUCAAACAAACAAAUCUGAGCUAAAAGCAGCCAGGACUCUGGGGGUUCUUGUAGUUGUGUUUCUGUCAUGCUACUGUCCAUUUUAUUGCUACUCUCUCACUGAUAAAAAUGCUGUCAAUGAUCCAGCUGCAUCUUUUGUGAUCUUUAUCUUUUAUUUUAACUCUUGUAUAAACCCUUUGAUGUAUGCCCUGUUUUACCCCUGGUUUAGAAAUGCUGUUAAACUUAUUAUCACAUUGCAGAUAUUCAAGCAUAACUCCUGUGAGGCCAACAUACUAUAA